Molecule: messenger RNA, 339 nt
Organism: Peniophora sp. CBMAI 1063
Lineage: Eukaryota; Fungi; Basidiomycota; Agaricomycetes; Russulales; Peniophoraceae
Source: the annotation of a GenBank genome assembly
AUGUCCGACAAAUCGGGCCUACCGGAGUUGCUAUUCUUAGACUUGUCGUUGGUGGAAGCUCGAUCCUUCGACGACGUUAACUGGAGCCAGCGGGCAAACGUCAAGGCGCGUAUUGUCGCAGCGUACGACGCAGUACAUGCGUGUAUACGGCUCUCUCUGAGCCAGGAGCUACUGCUGGCUGUGAGGAGGAUCCGCAGGGCAAAGGAGGGCCGAGAGGGCGUGAGCGAGGACGAGGGCGAGGACGAGGACGAGGGCGGGUAUACGAAUCGGGAGUACGAAAACCUGAUGGAUCGCAACGUGCUGCAGUGGUCACCGAAAUACCGUGCAGUUGUACUUUAA